CCCAGCCUCAAACCUCUGACCUGCUUCCCUUCAGACCCGCCUCCCUGCUCUUGGGCCCCGGCGUCCAGGCGGGCAGUGCGGGAGACAGAACGCUGGCGCUGGCAGCAGAGAUCCUGGGUUUGAAUUGUGACCGCUUUACUUACUAGCUGGGUGACCUCAGAGAGAAGAUGCCCGCAGUUCACGUCGAAGACCUGUCUGAAAAAGACAAGCUGAAGAUGGAGGUGGCGCAGCUCCGGAAGGAGGCGAAGCUGCAGAGGCAGCAGGUUUCCAAGUGUUCCGAAGAAAUUAAGAAGUACAUCGAGGCGCGCUGUGGUGAAGACCCGCUGGUGAAGGGCAUCCCGGAAGACAAGAAUCCAUACAAGGAGAAAGCAGGCUGCACUAUCUCCUGAGCGGCUCCCCCUCAUUCCCCCCCGGCUGCCAGCCGAGGUCAAGGUCAAGGCCAAGGCUAAGGCGGCUCUGCCCAGACCUUAGGUUCCCCCGGACACACUCACAAUUGUGUGUUUCCUCGCGGCUUUGCAGGGAAACGCUAAAGCUCUGGCAUUAUGAUUCCGGCGGCUCCAGAAGCAGAUUCUGGAAGUCUUCACGACCCUCGCCCCUGGGCUUCAGGAAAGAGGCGCCGGCUCCGACAACGCUCUGAGGAGGAGCAUUCCCGCCCACGCCUCCACUCCUCCUUUCCCUCAAUAAAGCUCUCUCUCCCCUUU
Phascolarctos cinereus (koala) is the source of this 701-nucleotide messenger RNA. It is a transcript of the gene GNG11, whose product is annotated as G protein subunit gamma 11. Gene Ontology annotation, biological process: G protein-coupled receptor signaling pathway. Gene Ontology annotation, molecular function: G-protein beta-subunit binding. The record is from RefSeq and is a predicted model, not a curated record. Lineage: Eukaryota; Metazoa; Chordata; Mammalia; Diprotodontia; Phascolarctidae. Gene Ontology annotation, cellular component: heterotrimeric G-protein complex.